UAAUUCUCAGCCAUUAUAUACAAUAAUUAAUAAAAAUGUCCUUUGGAGGAGCAGGUGGAAACCCAUUAGAACAAAAACUUCAAUUUGAAAUGGUCUUCGGAGUCAUCUCAGGCUGCUUCGAAGAUUGCGUCAAUGAUUUCAGAAGCAAUACCAUGUCAGAAGGAGAGAAAACAUGCUUAUCUAACUGUGCUGCCAGACAUGCAGGUAUUCAAGAACUCAUUGUCCAGGCUCAAAAUGAGCUCCAAGGAGGAAUGGGAGGAGGCAGUGGAUUUUAGCUCUCCCUAGAUAAUAUAAUUGUAAA
Molecule: messenger RNA, 301 nt
Organism: Moneuplotes crassus
Lineage: Eukaryota; Ciliophora; Spirotrichea; Euplotida; Euplotidae
Source: the annotation of a GenBank genome assembly